Molecule: messenger RNA, 1962 nt
Organism: Myzus persicae (green peach aphid)
Lineage: Eukaryota; Metazoa; Arthropoda; Insecta; Hemiptera; Aphididae
Product: zinc finger BED domain-containing protein 1-like
Exons: 2
Coding region: 1-1962 (653 amino acids)
Molecular function (GO): protein dimerization activity
Source: RefSeq, a predicted model, not a curated record
AUGGGCAAUAAAAAAUCAAGUUGGGUUUGGCAAUAUGCAAAAAAGAAAGGAAAUAUUGCAUACUGUCUUUUGUGUGAUGAGAAUGAAAAUAAUGAGUUUGUUUGCAAUGGAGGUACAACAGGAUCCAUUGGGCGACAUCUGGUGGCGAUUCAUUCCAUGAGUAAUGGAGUAAAAGAAAAAAGGAGACACAUAUCUGACUCAGAAAAUGAGAUGCUUGAGACUAUAAAUGACUUACAACCUAUAACAGAAAAUUUGAAUAGCCAGUCUACAACCUCAUUAAAUGAUUUUGACCAACCAAGUACUAGUUCUUCAAAUAUCAAUUCUGAUUCAACGUCAAAUAUCAAUUUUAUUUCAAAUUCUCGAAUUAGGCGAAAGCGCCAAAAACUUAAUAAACAAAAUACCACGUCAGAUAAAUUGCUUAGCCCUGAAAGAACUGAAGAAAUUUAUAAAGCUCUUUCAAAAAUGAUAGCUAUGAACCAGAUGCCUCUUUCAUUUUGCUCAAGUCCGGGUUUUAAAUACUUCAUGAACGUUGUUGAUCCUAAUUAUAAACCCUGCUCUGCAGAAAGUGUAAAAAAUCGUUUAAAAUUAUUAACAAGUGACAUAAAACAAUUAAUCAAGAAUGAAUUAAAUGAAGUAACAAGUGUGUCAUGUACAACAGAUUGCUGGACUUCAAUAUCUCAAGAGUCAUAUAUGACAAUUAUCUGUCAUACUAUCGAUCAACAUUGGAAACCAAAAUCAUAUACAUUGACAACUCAUGAAGUUAGUGAGCGACAUACAGCCGUUAAUUUAGCACACCAUUUAAAAAAAUCACUUAUAGAGUGGGAAAUCGAAAAAAAAAUUAGUUCAAUUGUAACAGAUAAUGCAGCAAAUGUCAUCAACGCUGUAUCACAGUUAGAAUUAAACGAUAACAUGGAAAAAUCUGGAUUAACGUGUGCAGCACAUUCUUUGCAGUUGGCUGUUAAUAAAACUCUUUUGGACGAUGAAAUUCAAAGUGUUUUAACAAAAUCAAGCAAAAUUGUGUGCCAUUUUAAACAUUCAUCAAUAUCAAUGAAGAGUUUGGAGAAAACACAGCAACAACUUAAUUUACCAAAAUUAACUCUUUUACAAUAUUGUAAAACGAGAUGGAACUCUAGCUUUUUAAUGCUAGAAAGACUGUAUAUUAAUAGAGCACCUAUCACAAAUGUUCUCGCAGAUCGUAAUAUAACAGCAUCUAAUAUUGCCCAAAAAUUAGAAAUUACAGAGUCUGAAUGGUUAAUUAUUGAAAAAUUAUUGGUACUUCUGAAACCAUUGCAAGCUCUCACUACUUUAUUUUGUGGAGAAUUAGAAUCUUCUGUUUCAAUGGUACGACCUUUAAUUCACAAAAUUGUAACUUCCCAUUAUGAACAUAGUAUCGAUGAUGACAAUAUAACGGAACGAUUUAAAAACAAAAUUUCAUAUCAACUGACCACGCGUUUUGAAUUGACAUGGAAUGAAAUUGUUACUGCAAGACACGUCGCUUCUUUUCUAGAUCCAAGAUAUAAAGAUAUGGAUCACGAACCCGUAAGAGCUAGAGAGAUAAUCCGAUCACAUGUCUUGCAGCUCAUUGAAUCAGUUGCCCCAACUACUACAAAUCUUAAUGAUACAGAAGAAAGCGAUUUGAAAAUGAGUAAUGUGUUAGCAUUUAUUUACAAAGACCAUACUAAUAGUACAAAUGAUGCAUCUACACAGUUUACGGGAUAUCUUUCAGAACCUCAACUUCGAUUUGAUUUAAAUCCCUUAGAGUGGUGGAGAACACGAGAAGAAAAAUAUCCAGCAAUAGCAACUAUUGCCAAAAAAUAUUUAGCAAUCCCAUCUACAUCUGCAAGUGCAGAGAGGUGCUUCUCAACGGCAGGUAACAUUGUGAAUCCAAAAAGAAGUUGCCUUCUUCCUGAAAAUGUGGAUAUGUUGGUAUUCUUAUACCAAAACAGAAAAUUAUAUUUCUAG